UCAAUAAGUUGAAAAAUAAUUUGAUUAGAGAUUCAAUUUGGUAUGAAUCGGAUAUUGUUUUAGAAAAGGUCAAGACUUUUAUUAAUUUAAGUUGGUUGUAAUUGUAGGUAAUUAAAUUUAAAAAAUGUACAAAGUAACUCACUUAUCUGCCAUAAACUCUGUUCGCAAUUGUCAACGAGUUGGUGUAUUAUGCUCUGUUGGUACCCGUUUUCAAUGUAUUAACACUUCAACUAAUGUAUCCAAGCCAAAGUCUCAAUUUAUUGUGUAUUCAAUGGGUACUAUAUUAACUGGUAUUUUUGGUACUGCUGGUGUAGUUUUAUACUCUAAAAAUGAUCCAAAAUUUCGUCAACUUCUAGUUACAAAUAUACCAGGAUCAGAAGAUUUCUUAAAAAUUUUUGAUGAUAAAGAUAUGCUACAGGGAGUUCAAUAUUUGGGUGGUCGUUUGGCAUGCAAAAUUGGACAGCAAAUUAAUGUUUUGAAAAAAACGAUUAUAGGAGAAUCAAAUGAUGUCUUUGAUAAAUCUAUUGAUAAAGUUAAACUAAUUUCUCACAAUGAACCAAUAAGUACAGCUAAAAACUUUAAAGUUAAAGAAAAUAAAACUGAGGCUCAAGAAUUAACUGAGCCCAAUGUUAAGAAUGUUGAAAAUGAACCAAUAUUAAAUAAACCCAUGAUAUCAAAGAAUGAUCCAAUAAUUGUUACUGCGGUCAGCCCUCAAAAUAAGGAGGCAACAUUUACUGUUGCACCUCCAAAAAAUGUUUCAUUAAAUGAAAUAGAAUCGGAUAUUUUGAAAAGUACUACUGAAGGAAUUGAAGCAUAUAAUUUAGCUACCCAAUUACUAAAAGAGUAUAAUGAUUCAAUCUUCAAACUCAUUGAAAAUUCUACUGAAAUAAUAGAUCCUAAUUUAACUGAAAAACUAGAAAAAUUAGAAGAGAAUAACAAUUUAAUAUAUGUAAAAAUGUUAGAUGAUGCAAAGAAACACAAAAAACAAAUAAUUGAAAAACAGAAACUUUUAAAUGAAUCAAAGUUUGAAUCAUCUGAAAAGCUUGCUAAAGUACUACAUACAAUAAAUAGUUCUAUAGAUAAGAUAUCUAAAGCAGAUUCACAUUUAGAGCAUGAAUUACAUAGAUUGGCAUUAAUGAAAAACUAUAAAUCUAAAAUUAGCCAAGGACAAAUUAAUUUAAUUAAAGAAUUUGAAUCACUCUUUCCUAAUUUAGAUAUAACCCAAAACAAAAAUAAUGAUAUGAAUAUUGACUAUGAUUUGUUUCUUUUAUAUGCUAUGAAAAAGUUAAACCAUUUUCAAGAUAUUUUAUCCAAAAAUGAUACUCUCCAUGAUCAAAAAUUAAAUAAAGCCUUGCAUUCUGAAUUGUUUGAUGCAGAUUCUGCUAAUUUAUUAAAUUCACGUUUGAGUGUAGAAGUAGAUAAAUUAGAUAACUAUUUUGAAAAUAAGUUAAAUAAAUUAAAAAUAAAACUUGAUGAAGACUUGCAAAAUCAAUUAAAAUUGCAUACUCAGGCUCAUGCUGAGCUUAUAAUAGAAGCUGUAGAAGAUACUAAAGAACAAAUUGAAAGCAGAGUACGAGACGAGUUGUCAUUCAUAGAAAAGUUAGAGCAAGAGAAAUAUAAAUUACAAUUAGAUAAAUUGAGAUCCGACUUGCAAAAAGUUAUCAAUAAUUUAAAAGAGCGUGCUGAGAGAGAUAAAAAUGUUUUUACACAUUAUGCUAUGUGGGAAGUUAGCGAAUUAAUCAAAUCAUCAUUAAAUAGUUGUGAUAGUAAUGAACCAGUUCAUUUAAAAAACAAAAUUAAAGAUAUUAAAAUAUCUGGAGUCACAGAUCAAAUGGUAAAUAAAGUUUUUGAUGAAAUCCCACCCAAGGCUCUUGAAAAUGGUGUACUCACAAAAGGUCAACUUAAAGAAGAUUUUAAGCAAGUUGAAAAAAGAGUAUAUCAAACAGCUUUAAUUCCUGACGAUACUUUCAAUUUACCAUUGAUGGCUUUUAGUUAUUUCAUUAGUUUAUUUGUUGUACAUCAUUCUCAUAUAUCAGCCUCAGAAGUAAACAAUGAAGAAUUUGAUCCAUCAGAAUUAAAUACAUAUGAAAUUAUUGAAAGAGCUAGGUAUUGUAUUGAUAGAGAUGAUUUCUUACAAACAAUACGAUAUUUAAAUUUACUAACUGGAUGUUCUCGGGUAGUUGCUAAAUUAUGGAUGCAAGAAGCUACUUUAUUUUUGGAAACAAAACAAGCCUUUGAUUUAUUAACAUCUUACGCUGCAGCAACAACUACACCUGUUCAUAGUACUUAAUUGUUUUAUUUUCAUUUGUGUAUAUUUUUAUUUUGGGUAUCUUGUAGAGCUGUUAUUUAUAUUUUGUUACCUGAAUUCAUAAUUUGUAUGUACUGCAUAAAAUCAAUGAAAAAAUUAUAUACAUUACAAUUACUGAGUAAUUGAAUUAUA
Messenger RNA from Daktulosphaira vitifoliae (grape phylloxera), 2440 nucleotides. Its product is annotated as MICOS complex subunit Mic60-like. Lineage: Eukaryota; Metazoa; Arthropoda; Insecta; Hemiptera; Phylloxeridae. The transcript is spliced from 15 exons. Gene Ontology annotation, cellular component: MICOS complex. The record is from RefSeq and is a predicted model, not a curated record. Bases 125 to 2290 code for a protein of 721 amino acids. Gene Ontology annotation, biological process: cristae formation.